AUGCCGAGCUUCGAGCCUAAUGCCGUGAUUCGCGGCUUCCAGCUCACCGUAGUAGGAACUGUUCGAGCUCUGAAAAAUCCGGACCUUUUCAAGCAUGAACAUUUCCGUCAAGCAGCUCUGGCUGUUGCAGUUGGAAUUGUCAUCCAGCUGAUUGUUCAAAUCCCAAUUAUUGGCCUCAAAUUUAUCUUGUACCUUCUCUCGUGGAUCAUUGAUCUAGAAAGUGCAACAUGGGACAACGAUCUUCUAAGUGGACUAGAGUUCUUGUCCAAAUCUGUUCUGCAGGUCCCAUUCGUACUGAUGGCUUUAAUGGGCCACCUCACUCCGACACUUGAUGAGAUCUUUAUGCAAUCUAUCCACUGGGUGGACAGUACAUACAUUCAGAAGCACAAGUCUGAGGACCCCAACACCUUGCGUGCGAUGUACUACCCCAAUCUGCAGCUCUUUCCAACCAAGGGCGGUCCUCGUCAAUCACGCCCUAAGAUGGAGAUCUUGUUGGCCUUUGCCAAUCGCUAUGGCAAGAAACUUGCGCUCGGACUAGGAGUCUACUUCCUAUCCAUGGUUCCUAUCAUUGGACGAUUCGUGAUGCCAGCGGCCAGUUUCUAUACCUUCAAAUCCAAUGUUGGCACCGGUCCGGCUGCAGCUAUCUUCGGUGCUGGUCUGGUUUUGCCUAAGUCAUACAUUAUUCAAUUCCUGCACACCUACUAUGCAUCCCGAAGUCUGAUGCGUGAGCUUCUCGACCCCUAUUUCCGUCGUAUCAAGUUUACCCCGGAGCAAAAGAUCCGCUGGUUCCGUGACCGUGAGGGCGUUCUAUUCGGCUUUGCCUUUGCCUUCACUGUUGUGCUGAAGACUCCUUUCAUCGGUGUCCUUAUGUAUGGAAUUGCCGAAGCAUCUACAGCAUACCUUGUUACCAAGAUCACCGACCCACCACCAUUCCCUGCAGAGAGCGAGGACUUUGCUGAGAGCCAAGUCACCUGGAAGAACAAACACGACUUCCUGCGUCUGUCGCUUGACAACCUGGACAAGCUGAAUGUGGCUAUUGAGGAGAAGACACCUUCUACUGAUGGAAAGAAGUUUUCUUGA
Penicillium malachiteum is the source of this 1080-nucleotide messenger RNA. It is a transcript of the gene usgS, whose product is annotated as transmembrane protein UsgS. Bases 1 to 1080 code for a protein of 359 amino acids. NCBI's taxonomy places the organism in Eukaryota, Fungi, Ascomycota, Eurotiomycetes, Eurotiales, Aspergillaceae. The transcript is spliced from 5 exons. The record is from RefSeq and is a predicted model, not a curated record.